GCGCGCCGAAACCGUUUUGGAACCACUUACCACACGGCGCGUUCCGAAAUCGCAACGUCUCGACCGUGCGUGUUGUGUUAAAAUAAACAAAAAUCAUUCACGUUCGCAAUACUUUUUCCGUUUGUUAUACCCAAUGAUUGAUUCUGUAUUAGUGCGCAUUAUCGACGACAUUGCGUUAGUCAGUUUCCAACUGCUUAUUCGUUGAAAUUCUAUUUCGUGGUCACAGUGAUGCAACACAAUUAAGCCGGCAUCUAAAAUUAUUCGUUAUGGAAGUUGGUGAAAGCAUCCGAAAUUCUUCAAUGAGUUCACAGUGAGCGAAUGUAUUUUAACUAAUAACUAUUUUAUGUACACAUAAAACGUUUUAAAUAUCGACACAUGUAUGUGGGCAGUGUUAGCUUAAACAGCAUUAAAUAUCUAAAAUGCCUGCUUCAAAUAUGGAAAAAAAUAGCGAUUUUAAAAUUUAAUGUUUGGAAUCUGGCGCAUAAACAAAUGUUAACCUAACACUGCCAUUUUUAUUUCUGUCCUAUGAUAAUUAACGAAAUCAAUGCUACAUAAUCCGAACGCUGGUUAUUAUUUUUUUAAUGCUCCUAAUUGGGAAAGGUAAGCGUAAAAUAUUUUAAUUAUCGAUAUGUACCUGGGCACCUAAGUAUUAAUUUACCAUUUCGUAAUGAAAAAAAUGAUUUUAUUAAGACGUCAUUAUAAUUUACUUUAUUUGCGUUCUUACUACUAUUUACAUAAACUUAAACAUUUAAAUGCUAUGAAUAUUUCGAAACAAUUUCGAAAUAUUCAUUGGAUUGUUUCUUAUUUGCAACGCAAAUAAUUGGACGUACAAGCAUCUUUAAAAUCCGUUCAGGUACCUAUUUAUUUUGCCAUUGUUAAAAACACGAGUUUCCAUUCUGUACCCUUCAAUUCUUGUUCAUUUCCAUUUUGUCAGAAUAUUGUCAAAUAUCCUGUUCACAAUUUAUUAGAGCAUAUCAGUGGAAUGCUAGAAUUACCUACGUUUAAAAAAAAAAUUCAAUUUUGUUAGAGUUUACUAUCCAUCAUUAUUAUGUUCUUCUCUACAUACUAUAUAUGAUUUUUGUUAUAUCUCUGAUAUUCACAUCAUACAAUAUAUAUUUAGUACCCACAACAAAUAUUUUAUUGUAUACACCUUUAAUACAGUGUCGGCCUGGCACAUCAAAGGCCCCUGCAUUUGGGAGAUCCAUAGAUGAAAAAUAAAAAAACCAUGUACAUCAAUGCGAUAUUAGAUUCAAAGUUGAUAUAAUAUUUCAAAAAAAAAAAAAAAAAACACAGACUUUACAGAGACCGAUAUGUAUACUAAAGUAUAUAUUAUGCUAUAUUCACAAAACUAAUUUUCAGCGACAUUUCAGUUUUCAAUAAUUUAUUGUUGUAUAAUAAUUUACUUGCUCACACAAUUAUUAUAAUAAAUUGAUAAUUUUUUACUAUAUUUUUAUUAUUUGACUGUAGUCUGAAAUAGUUAACCAAAGUCUAAACAAUAAUUAAGUAUAUUUAUAUUUGUGUAUUUAAUCACUGUACAAUAAACAGUAAGUAGUUAAAUGAAAGUAUUUUAUAAAUCUUGGGUCUUGAGGUACCCUCAGACACAAAUACAACUGGGAGUCCCAGCCGCGUUCACAGCCUACUGACUAUAGUCAAGCCGAAACUGCUCUAAUGUUUUGUUAUUAGGUAAUAACUAAUUGUUAUGAUUUUAAUACUUUUCAGAUUCACUAGUAACUUGAAAGAAGAAAUAAAACAUCCAAAUACCAAAACAAUUGAAAUAAAAAAAGAAUACGAUUUAAUAGACGGUUAUGAGUUUCAAAGUGUAAUUACUAUUGAAAAUGAUCCUAUAGAAUCAAUAUUAUAUCAAAAACCAAAACUUAGAAAAAAUAAAUAUACAUGCCAUAAUUGUGGUAAUUCAUUUUUUUCAAAAUCAAUGUUAAAAUGCCAUAUGGGAGAGCAUAUUGGAAGAAAAAUUGACAAUGAAAAUUGCCCUCUACAGUGAGCAUUUUUAAAUUCUUUCUUCAUAGAUUUUAAUUAUUAAUAAAAGAGAUAAAAAUAAUUUAAUCUUAAUUGUUGUCAUUCCAUGUUGUACAUGUUUUACUAUAUAAUUCUAACUAUCGUAGCUAAUAUCACUAUAUAAUUGAUAAUCAAAAUUAAAAAAAAAAAAACUUAUUUAAUUAGCUAGAUUUUUACCUAAUUAUUCUUUAUAUGAUAUGAUUAUUGAUUUAUAAGCUGUCCCAUAAAUAAGGUAUCCAAAUAUAUUGAAUUUUGAAAAUUAAUUUAUUAUUUUAAAAUGUUAACACGAUAAUUCAUAAAAAUACAUGGUAACAUGUGUUACACACUCUUACAAACCUUAUGAAAAUUUGAUUUCUCAUGGACAAUAUGAUACACAUUAGUAUUUUUGAAAAUCAAAUUGUAUGGCAAGUUCCUGAAUUUUGAAUUGUCUGUCCAAUCAUAGCAGUUGUUUGAUCACAUCAAUGAUUUCAGCAGUGAACAUUCUUAUUAGUCAACCACUUCUUACCUGAUUUCCAAAAGAUACAAUUUUUAAUGUAUGGGCCAUAAACUUUGAUUAAUUGUUGAUUUCAGUUGAACAGACAUUUUUAAAAUCAAAAUUUUAUUGAUGGUGCGUGCUUUUUCUUUUGUGGAAUUUAUGUAUUAAUUUUGUUUGUUUAUUAUAACGUAGUUGACAGUAAAACACUAAAGUAUAAUAAGCAUAACAUAGAGAGCACAAAAUUAAUUACAUAACUUAUCUAUGUAGGGAGUUUCCCGCUGAUGUGGUACAUUGUUUAUGCUAAACAGAACUUUGUACCUUCUUAUCGGACGGCCUGUGUAUGUGUAUACUUCUGAUAUGAAUAAAUGUUAGAUAAUCAAUUUAAAUUAUGAUUUUUAAACUUUUCAGAGAGAAACAAUUUAAAUGUGAGGUAUGUAAAAAACCAUUUACACUGAGAUCAAAUUUGUUAAAACACACAAAAUGUCACACUAAAGAGAAACCAUUUAAAUGUGAGAUAUGUGCAAAAUCAUUUAGACAGAAAUCACAUUUCUCAGAACACACAAGGAUUCAUACCGGAGUGAAACCAUUUAAAUGUGAUGUUUGUAAAAAAUCAUGUACUAAAUUGUCUAAUUUAAAGAAACAUAAGUUAAUUCAUAUAGAAGAAAAGCUUUACAAAUGUGAGAUUUGUAAAAAAUCAUUUAGAGUGAAAUCAAAUUUGUCAGACCACACAAGGAUUCAUACUGGAGAGAAACCGUUUAAAUGUGAGGUAUGUGCGAAAUCAUUUAGACAGAAAUCACAUUUGUCAGACCACACAAGGAUUCAUACCGGAGAAAAACCAUUUAAAUGUGAGGUAUGUAUGAAAUCAUUUAGAUUUAAAUCAAAUUUGUUGGUUCAUACAAGGAUUCAUACUGGAGAGAAAGUUUUAAAUGGGAUGUUUGUGAAAUAUCAUUAAACAAAAAACUUUGUUGACUAUACAUGUAAGAAUACAUCCUAGACAGAAACCCUGGGGAUGUAACAUUUAAAAAAAAAUAAUAUACAUUGAAGCAAAAUUAAACUACUAUUGUAAAUAAUCCUAGGUGCGGUGGAAUAACUAAAUAUCAAUUCGUUUACUCUCAAUUUGUAAAAAUUUUAGAAUAAUAGUAACAUUGGAAACAUUAUUUAACAUAGAAUUUGUAAAGGUGUAUACUUAAGGACAUAAUAAUAUAAGUUAACAGUUAGAGAUAUUUCACUAAUAUUAUUAAUACUUAUCAAAGAAAUUUUGUAAAACAUAAGAAUA
Cinara cedri is the source of this 3764-nucleotide messenger RNA. Lineage: Eukaryota; Metazoa; Arthropoda; Insecta; Hemiptera; Aphididae. The record is from the annotation of a GenBank genome assembly.